GGCAAGACGCACCCUCGGGGUAAAACGCCUCUUUCCAUUUACUCGGCCUGUAUGGACUUUAUGCGGAUGUCUAACGACUGCAGACAGUGCUGCCAUCAAACGGCUGGUGUAUACAAAAGCACAAACGCUGAUAACUGACGAUAAUGGUUCGGAUAUAUAAAAGGAAAACGGACCGAGGGAAGUAUGGUGGUGAAAAGCUCAAAUCAGCACUAAAUGCCCUAAAAGAUCAGCCGCUGAAGCAGGUUAGUCGCCAGUAUGGUAUUCCAGCUCGCACGCUACGUCGACACCGGGACCUCAAGGUGAAAUACAGCGGCGUUGUUGUUCUUGGGCCAAAGCAGCCAGUGUUGUCACAUGACGUCGAACGCUUACUGAUCCAACAUAUUACACACAUGGAGAGGUCUUUGUAUGGGCUAUCGACGGUCGAUGUAAGGCGACUUGCUUUUGAACUAGCUGAACGACUUGGCAUCAAGCACAACUUCAAAUCCGAAUCGAAGAUGGCUGGUCGUGAUUGGUUGCAAGGCCAUUUUCAGUCGUCAUCCAGAUAUAGCUAUCCGCAUUCUGCUGAGGUGCUGACGUCGUCCCCAUACAAAAGCAGGUUGGUUGAGAUAGCGGAAAAGAAAACUAAAAAGACUGUGAAAGAACUAAGACCGGCAAAGAUGAUUACAAAGGGGAAAGGCCAGAGCAGUGGAAAAGGAAAAGGAAAGGCUAAACCAAGACCACGUAAGAAACAGAGGUGCGAAAUGAGCAGCAGUGAGGAUGAAGAGUGGCCAUGUCUUAUAUGUGGAGAACCAUUCGAAAACAGCAGACCACGCGAAGUGUGGGUCCAGUGCCAUGACUGUAAGAAAUGGGCGCACAGAGAUUGUACAGAGGGUCAAGACUGUUUUAUUUGUCCCAACUGUGAUUCAGAUAGUGACUGAUAUCUGAUUCAAUGAUACAAACACCAGUUCAGAUACAAAUAGGGGGCAAACUGUUGUUUUAAUGAAGUUCAGGUUUCUUCCUUGAUUAAAAGUUGAAAGUUUUGUUUCAUUUAUGCUGGGGCAUCUUACCCCACAUUAAAGGGCGUUUUGCCCCAGGCACGGGGCAAGAUGCCCCCUUGGAUAAAAAUAUUUUAUUAAAGAUUGCAUGUUCAA
Molecule: messenger RNA, 1130 nt
Organism: Gigantopelta aegis
Lineage: Eukaryota; Metazoa; Mollusca; Gastropoda; Neomphalida; Peltospiridae
Product: PHD finger protein ALFIN-LIKE 7-like
Exons: 2
Coding region: 144-917 (257 amino acids)
Source: RefSeq, a predicted model, not a curated record